Anopheles aquasalis is the source of this 2359-nucleotide messenger RNA. RefSeq names its product T-cell immunomodulatory protein. NCBI's taxonomy places the organism in Eukaryota, Metazoa, Arthropoda, Insecta, Diptera, Culicidae. The record is from RefSeq and is a predicted model, not a curated record. Gene Ontology annotation, cellular component: plasma membrane.
UCUGAUUCACAACAACAACUGAUUGCCGAAGAUUUGGUGCAACACAAAAAAUCCCCGCCGUUUCCUUUUCUGAUAAGGUGUUCCUGCAGCCUCACCUCGACGGCCAGUGAAAAACGGAAGUAGUGCGAUGAGUACACCGACCAGAACAACCAUCAAUUAUUCCUGAAAGUUUGGUGCGAUCAUCGAAGCAGCUCGCGCGAAUCGGCCGUCUCACCAGGAGAAACAAUGAAGUUCCAGUUUCUAUCAGCGCACUAUCUGCUUUAUCUGACGGCCUGCGGGCUGCUCCUGUUAUCGAGCGACCAGCAGCGGACGGGUGUGCAGGCCGGUGACAUCAUCGACAUCACCAGCGUCGUGUUCGACAAACUCACCGAUGCCAUCCCGGCCGCCUACGGUGACUUCAACUCGGACGAGCUGACGGACGUGUUCGUGCUCCGGAACGGUUUCCACACGCUGCAGAUACUGCUCGGCAGCGAGGACAAGCCGCUGCUCCAGGAGGGACCACGGUGCGACUAUCCGAAGCACCGGAUCACGAGCAUCGUGCCGGGCGAUUUCAAUGGCGACGCCUACAUGGAUGUCCUGUUCACGGCGCAACCGAAUGGCGUUGCCUCCUCGGAUAAUCUCACGUUCGUGUACAUCAACUGGGGCUCGUCGGAGAGUAUGAACUGCACCGGCGAGGACACGGGACCGCUGAUCAAGAUGCAGGGUCAACCGUUGGCGCUGGACUACAACAACGAUUUCAUCAUCGAUCUGUUCGGGGUGGACAAGGACGGGCAGCGCACGAUCUGGACGUUUAAGAAACCGGAACCGGGAAAACCCGAAGGGCCGUUUCCCUCGAAACUCGAACAUCAUGGUCACCAUGAUGAGCAACUAUCGAUUCCACAUUCGCACGCCAUCAUCGAUCUGAAUAAGGACUUUACGGCGGAUCUGUUUCUCACCACUAAGACCGGGUUCGAGAUAUGGCACGGUACGGGCGGGAAUGCACCGUGGUUCGAGUAUAGCCACAAGAUCGACCUUCCGGCUGGCAACUACGGUACGCACGUCGGGCGAGUAAUCUUUCUGGACGUCGAGCUCGACGGGAGUUUGUUGCCCGUCUUUGCGAUGUGUUUCGAUUCCAAGUGCUCCAACUCGAGCAUCCUGGUGCACCAUGGUAACCAUCUGCACGAUCUGCAGAUCGAUUUCAAGGAUGAUCAUAACGAUGCGUGGCAUUUUGUGGUACCGGAUCGGUCGGACUGGGCAAAACAGACGAUCACGCUGCGUGGUGGCGACUUCAAUCUUGACGGCUAUCCCGAUCUACUGGCCACACUGACGAAAUCGGGCGACCAGAUGCAGACCUUCCUGCUGGAGAAUGUACCGUGCGAGAAGAGUGCCUGUAACCACAUGACGCGCACGUUCGUGGUACGCUGGAAGGCGUUGGCCCCCUUUUCGAACGGCACGCUGAUGGGUUCAUUCUUUGACUUUUACAAUGACGGCAUCCUUGAUGCGAUCUUCGUCGAGCGGCACGGUAAUGGGACACGCCCGGUGGCGUUCCGCAAUUCGCUCGACUACGAUGCCAACUUUGUGAAGGUGAUUGUACUGACGGGGCUGAGCAAUCGGAGCGGUCCGAAGAAGCUGACACCGCUCGGGAGGAAGAAGCGUACCUUCGGUACUAACCUGCCCGGGCCACGGAUCGAGUACAACACGACGACGCAGGACGGCGAACCGCAGCACGGUGCCUCAGCACAGCUACCCCAAUCGGCCUACUUUUCGCUCCAUCUACCCUUCACCACGUUCGGCCUCGGCCGGACACCCAACUUUGUCGAUUCGCUGACGGUGGGUCUGUCGAACCAUUCGCGCACCUGGACCCAGCUCAUCCCCAACUCGCAGAUGAUCGUCGUACCGAGCCCGAACAACGAACCGGAGCGCUGGAAGGCGCAGCUGUUUGUGACACCGAGCAAGCUGAUCAUGAUGAGCGUGAUCGCCCUCGGUGUGAUCUGUCUCGUGAUCCAGCUUCUGAUUCUCAUUCUGUACGCGAAGGAGAAGCGUGAAGAUCGGAUACAGCGAUCGCUGGAAGCACACCGGUUCCACUUCGAUGCGAUGUAGUUGGACACCGGUCACCCUACAUCCCCCAAAAAAGCUGCGAUAUACAAUUAGUUCAGUAGUCAUAUUAUGAUGGAGUAACAAGCACUGAGUCCAUUUGCGUGUGCCUGUCCCACAGAGCGUUGUCUCGUAAGUGCUUCUCUCGCAAACAAUGGUUGGUGACGUUUUAUUCAUGUUUUUUUCCCUUGUGUUUUUGUCUUUUUUCAAACGAAUCUUGCUGUACUUCUUCUAUUUAUUGUAUGAGAACACGAAUAAAGAAAACAGAUAUCUGACCAGUACUAUA